GGUAACAGGGAAAGGUGUGGCGAGGCUUUCACUGGCUGGUUUGAACGGAACCACAAUAAAGUUGUUAAGCUGGAAAUUCUGCAGUCUCCACUCACCUGCUUAUAGACACAGGUGCGGACGACUGUCCAUACCUGAAAGGUUGUUAGAAGGAUUUGCUGUAAAAUAGGCCUACAGAAGCUGCCAAAAUGAGCAAGAUUUCCAAACUUUUCAAGGGGAGUUCAAGUUCAAAUUCAUCGAGCUCUAAGUCCAAACAUGGGUCACGGGGAGGUCCUUCUCCCCAAGAGGCUAUCCACAAACUCAGGGAAACGGAGGACAUGCUGACAAAGAAACAAGCCUACCUGGAACAAAGGAUACAGCAGGAAAUAGCAACAGCAAAGAAACAUGGCACCAAAAACAAACGGGCUGCUUUACAAGCUCUGAAGAGGAAGAAGAGGUACGAGCAGCAACUUACACAGAUAGAUGGCACCUUGUCAACUAUUGAGUUUCAGAGAGAAGCACUGGAGAAUUCACAUACCAACACAGAAGUCCUCAAAAAUAUGGGCUAUGCUGCAAAGGCUAUGAAGAAAGUCCAUGAGAGUUUGGACGUUAACAAUAUCGAGGACAUGAUGUUAGAUAUUGGAGAGCAACAGGACCUCGCCAGGGAGAUCAGUGAGGCCAUUUCUGGACCUAUCGGAGAACAAUUUGAUGAGGACGAGCUACUUGCAGAGUUGGCUGAGCUUGAGGAGGAGGAACUAGAGGACACGAUGGGCGACCUACCCAGUGUUCCUGCAUCUAAACUACCUUCAGUGCGACCUGGCCAGCGUACAUCAUCCAGAAGAAAGGUUGAAGAUGAAGACGAUAUGCGCAUGCUGGCAUCAUGGGGAACCUAAUGCAUGUAUAUAGAAUGCUUGACAAACUUUUGUUUUUACUACAAACCUGUAUCUGGAACUUUUAGAUGACACAGUGUGUGUAAUAUAAUACAAAAUAAGGUUUUAAGUGAAGGAAUUUGAAGGAAUUAUAAAUACAAAGUUGGUUGGUUUUGCAGCUUCUUCUUCUGUUUUCAUUGAUCAAAUUGCACUAUUUUUGAAAUGCAAGGUGGCAAGAUGCUAUGUUUUGGUAGACCUGUAAAUACAUUUGAUACAUUGUAUACAUGUAGAGUUAUGUUUUCUAUGCCAUAAUGAUCAUUGGCAUUGGAUUAUACUGUAUAUAAUUAUUGUAAUUAAAUAUUAACUUUGGUGCAUGAAGGUGCUGAUCUGUGCCUGUCUGUGUAAACAAUAAAAAGAUUACUGAACAUUC
Messenger RNA from Periophthalmus magnuspinnatus, 1275 nucleotides. RefSeq names its product charged multivesicular body protein 4C (gene chmp4c). NCBI's taxonomy places the organism in Eukaryota, Metazoa, Chordata, Actinopteri, Gobiiformes, Gobiidae. The transcript has 5 exons. Gene Ontology annotation, biological process: vesicle budding from membrane; late endosome to vacuole transport via multivesicular body sorting pathway. Gene Ontology annotation, cellular component: cytoplasmic side of plasma membrane; ESCRT III complex; multivesicular body. The coding region runs from base 186 to 869 and encodes 227 amino acids. The record is from RefSeq and is a predicted model, not a curated record.